Molecule: messenger RNA, 988 nt
Organism: Fukomys damarensis (Damara mole-rat)
Lineage: Eukaryota; Metazoa; Chordata; Mammalia; Rodentia; Bathyergidae
Product: olfactory receptor 7E24
Exons: 2
Coding region: 59-988 (309 amino acids)
Biological process (GO): G protein-coupled receptor signaling pathway
Cellular component (GO): membrane
Molecular function (GO): olfactory receptor activity; G protein-coupled receptor activity
Source: RefSeq, a predicted model, not a curated record
UAUAAAUUGCAUAUUUUCAAAACUUUCAUUUAACAACCAUAUAAGGUGUUCAGGCACUAUGGAAACACAUAAUCUAACCUACAUCUUAGAAUUCCAUCUCCUGGGCUUCUCAGAGGACCCAGACCUGCAGCCCGUCCUCUUUGGACUGUUCCUGUCCAUGUACCUGGUCACGGUGCUCGGGAACCUGCUCAUCAUCCUGGCCGUCAGCUCUGACUCCCACCUCCACACCCCCAUGUACUUCUUCCUCUCCAACCUGUCCUUGGCUGACAUCUUUUUCACCUCUACCAUGAUCCCAAAGAUGAUUGUGGACAUCUCAACUCACAACAGAGUUAUCUCCUACGUGGGCUGCCUGACACAGAUGUCUUUUUUUUCAUUGUUUGGAUGUAUGGAUGACAUGCUUCUGACUGUGAUGGCCUAUGACCGGUUUCUGGCCAUCUGCCACCCCCUGCACUAUGUAGUCAUUAUGAAUCCUCUCCUCUGCGUCUUCCUACUUUUGGUGUGUGUCUUUAUUAGCCUUUUGGACUCUCAGCUGCACAAUUUAGUUGCCUUGCAAUUCACCUGCUUCAGGGAUGUGGAAAUUGCUAAUUUCUUCUGCCAUCCUAGUCAGUUAUUUAGCCUUUCAUGUUCUGAUACUUUGAUCAAAAACCUGGUCACAUAUUUGGUUGGGGCCAUAUUAGGCUUUUUUCCCAUGUUAGGGAUCCUUUUUUCUUACUGUAAAAUUGUUUCCACUGUUCUAAAAAUACCAUCAUCGGUUGGGAGGUACAAAGCCUUCUCAACCUGUAGUUCUCACCUGUCAGUUGUUUGCUUAUUUUAUGGAAGUGGUGUUGGAGUGUACCUUGCCUCAGCUGUGUCGUAUUCUCCCAGGAAGGGCAUGGUGGCCUCACUGAUGUACAGUGUGGUCACCCCGAUGCUGAAUCCCUUCAUCUACAGCCUGAGGAACAGAGACAUCACUAGCACCCUGAAGAGGCUCCACCACUGUAGAGUUUAA